AUGCCUCGCUUCGACGAUGCUGACUUUGGCGUCGAGCCUGCUCCUCCCGGUGCUCGUUCGCCCAGAGAUGCCCGUGGCAGUGCUUCUGGCUCUCUUCCCAUCCCCAACGAGGCUGGCAACACUGUCGAGAUCCCUGCCACCAGAAGCUCCAUCAGUGAUGCCGCUCAGUUCAUGCACAACCUGAGCUUGUCUCCCUCGAUGCGGGAUCGUCGGGGUUCUCGCAACUCUUUCGGCACUUCCCUCCCCAUCCCCAGAUCCCCUCGUGUGUCUCGCCUGUCUUCUGUUCGCAUGGCCGACGCCGCCUCUGUCUCUCGUGACCUCCUGGCCUCUCAGGUACAGGACAUGUCCAAGGAGAAGGUCGCUGCCGCCAAGAACAUGGCGUUCGCUUUCGACAUCGAUGGUGUCUUGGCUCACGGCAACCACGCCAUCCCCCAAGCCAAGGAGGCCCUUAAGAUGUUGAAUGGUGACAACGAGUUGGGCAUCAAGAUCCCCUACAUCCUCCUGACCAACGGUGGUGGUAAGACUGAAGCCGCCCGUUGCGAGCAGCUGUCCGAGAUCCUGGAGGUGCCUAUCUCGACGGACCAGUUCAUCCAGUCUCAUACUCCAAUGCAGGCAUUGUCCGAGUACUACGAAACUGUUCUCGUCCUGGGUGGCGAGGGUCAGAAGAUCCGUGAGGUGGCCGAGAACUACGGCUUCAAGAACGUUGUUCAUCCCAAGGAUAUCCUUGCUUGGGAUGAAACCGUCUCCCCAUGGCGCACAUUCACCGAGGAGGACCGCGCCGAGGCCAAGCCCCGCGACUUCUCCAAGAUCAAGUUCGAUGCCAUUCUCGUCUUUGCCGACUCUCGCGACUACGCCACCGACAUGCAGCUGAUCAUCGAUCUGUUGCUGGCUGAGGACGGCAAGAUGCUGACCCGCGCCAAGGACCCCGUCUCCUCUCGCAUUCCCAUCUACUUCUCCCAGGGUGACUUGCUUAUGCCUACCGACCACAAGGGUCCUCCUCGGUUGACUCAGGGUUGCUUCCGUAUCGCCAUUGAGGCGCAGUACAAGGCUUUGACUGGCGUUGACCUGGAGCGAGUUGUCUACGGCAAGCCCGAGCGCGCCACCUACACCUACGCCGACGAGGUGCUCAAGGCCUGGAUGGAGCAGAUUCACAACGAGAACCGUCUGCCCAAGAACAUCUACAUGAUUGGUGACAACCCGCAGUCGGACAUCGUUGGUGGCAACAUGUACGGCUGGAACACCUGCCUGGUGCGCACCGGUGUCUUCCAGGGCGGCGAGAACGACGAAAACAACCCGGCCAACUUUGGUGUCUUCCCCAACGUGCUGGAGGCAGUCAAGGCCGCCGUCCGCAAGGAGCUUGGCCAGGAGUUCAAGUUCAAGUGGAACCCCAAGGUCAACCCUGUCACCCACGGUGAUGGCUCUUCCGCUGUCGAAUAA
Aspergillus udagawae is the source of this 1437-nucleotide messenger RNA. Its product is annotated as phosphatidyl synthase. The transcript has a single exon. Gene Ontology annotation, cellular component: mitochondrion. Gene Ontology annotation, biological process: glycerophospholipid biosynthetic process. The coding region runs from base 1 to 1437 and encodes 478 amino acids. The record is from RefSeq and is a predicted model, not a curated record. NCBI's taxonomy places the organism in Eukaryota, Fungi, Ascomycota, Eurotiomycetes, Eurotiales, Aspergillaceae.